This is a messenger RNA of Dermacentor silvarum, 975 nucleotides long. RefSeq lists its product as uncharacterized. The transcript is spliced from 6 exons. The record is from RefSeq and is a predicted model, not a curated record. Bases 377 to 898 code for a protein of 173 amino acids. Lineage: Eukaryota; Metazoa; Arthropoda; Arachnida; Ixodida; Ixodidae.
AUUCGCGGUAAAAAACUGUUACCAUGGUAUCUUCUGCUUCUUCAUCUUUUUUUUUUUUUUUACUGUCACAUUUAAACUGAUUUAUGGUUGCACUGGUUGAAUGAAGGAUCUCUUUUAAAUGUUCCAAUUGUCUAUUCAUCUAAACUGCUCUGUAAAUUACGCCCGCAUCUUUCGUUCCCUGUUAUUUUUUUCGUAUUGUUGAAAUUCAUGUAUUCAUCAGAUGGCUCGACGCUCGGCGCUUCUAAUUGCAGGCACCUGCCAUGCUUGAGACUCAUCAUCAUUAUCCUCUACUCUGCCCUGAACUUCAGGUCGCUGCCACUUCACACUGGGAAGCCUGCCGGCUUCUGAGUAAACCGAGACAGAACACGGCGUGAUUAUGUUGACCAUAUUCCUACUUGUACUAAUCUGCAUUGUUGAGAGCCAGGGCUUUCCAAAUAUGCGAUCCCUGUUAUGCGAAGAGAAUGCCUGCAACGCCACCUGCAGCCACCAGUUUGACGGAUCUAUUGGCAUUAAGACCAUUGGAAUAUGUGAAAACAACGAAUGUCAGUGCUAUCACAGCUCACUAUGUGAUGCAAACACCUGCAAGAGAAUGUGCAAGGAGCGAUACGGCAAUGAAACCGACCUACACUCAGAAUGCUUGAACGACGUCUGCAACUGUGGCUGGAAAAAGAAUUGCGUGCUCUCCGAAUGCAAACUUCAAUGCACUGAGAGGUACCCUGGAAAGUCGGGUGUUGACAUUAAGUGCAAAGAUAAUCUCUGCAUCUGCGAGUGGACGGAGUUCAAUACAGACUCCACGACAAAGACAGAACCGCCUUAUGUUGACAUCGGGAAGAACAAGAAUGCGCGGGGACUCCGUGUCGAGAAGGCGCUCCAGCACCGCAAGAAAGGGGUCCGCUGACGCAACAGCUCGUUAGCUGGAAAAGAUCUCUGCAAGCGGCACCCAAGAAAACUAGUGCUUCGUUUACAAAUAAACCA